Zophobas morio is the source of this 3476-nucleotide messenger RNA. Its product is annotated as leucine-rich repeat-containing protein 15-like. Gene Ontology annotation, molecular function: protein binding. The coding region runs from base 308 to 2461 and encodes 717 amino acids. The record is from RefSeq and is a predicted model, not a curated record. Lineage: Eukaryota; Metazoa; Arthropoda; Insecta; Coleoptera; Tenebrionidae. The transcript is spliced from 4 exons. Gene Ontology annotation, cellular component: plasma membrane.
GUCAUCGGAGCGAGAUCACGCAACACCCACGCACAACCAUCGUCCGCACCUGCUCAAGAUCCAGCCGAUAUUCCGACAAAAUGUAGGGAUUUUCGGGAUCCCUUCGAAUGUCCCGCCGGGAAAAGCGAAAAACUGUGGAAAUUUCAAAAAUUUCAGCGGAAACGAUUUUCGUGCCGUUUCCGGAAACUUUGGUGCCGAUGUGAUCGAACGUGCAGAUUUUUAUGUGUUACAAACAGCCUGCUAACCGGAAAAAGGAAGCAUGCUUUGCAUAGUACUGGGUUGUGGUGUGAAGCUACAUUAUUAAAGGAUGUGGUGGCUGUUACUGUCACUGGUGUGGUGGUGCGGAACGUGCGCCGUCGCUGCUCCGGGCCCCGGAACCUGGAAAUGUCCGAAAAUUUCUGACCAACCUGUAGUGGAGUGCAGCUGCGACAUGCCUCACACGUUAAGAUGCACGGGAGACAAAUCGGCGAUGACAAUCAUUGCGAAGACAUUGCGAUCCCUUAACGCUGCUUACGUCUCUCUUUUGGACUGUACACUGCAAAAUGUAACCGUCAUUUCCGGUCCUUUAUUGGAAGGCAUUGCUCUUCAUGGUUUGGUAGUGUCCUCUGGAGAAAUUACAGACAUCGAUCAAUCAGCAUUCCAGGGUUUAGCUUCGCCUUUACAAGCUUUAGGUCUACCGAAUAACAAACUCACAGCAGUGCCUACGCAAGCAUUAAAACCUCUACCAGAAUUGGACCGCCUUGACUUAUCCAGCAAUAAAAUGAAGAGUCUAGAAAUAAAUUCCUUCAAAGGUUUAAGAAACUUAUCAUUUAUCGACUUAAGCGAUAAUGUCUUAACGAAAAUAGCACCAAAUACUUUUGAAAAUCUUCCACAGUUGAAGAUAUUGAGACUGAGAGGAAAUCGCCUCACUAUACAAACGAUUUCGAAGUUAAACCCUCUUCGAACCGUCGAAGAAAUAGAUUUAUCAGGAAAUAACUUAGUGGGACCUUUAGGACCCAAAACGUUUCCAAAAAUGGAAGUUUUAAGAGAUUUACAAUUAUCACAUAACUCACUAAGCAGUAUUAAAAUGGGAGCCUUGCAGGGGAUAAGCAAACUUUCUUCGUUAUCCCUGCAACAUAAUCAAAUUGACGUUCUAGAAGAUCACGCUUUUAACCAUUUGACUUCAUUGGUGAAUUUAGAAUUAGCUCAUAACAGAAUUGUUGCUGUCUCUGGUGCUUCACUAGCACAUUUAAAUAAAUUGACAGAUUUAGAUCUAAGACACAAUUUUCUUCGUGCUUUAACAGCAGACUUAAUUUUACCUUUGAAAAGUCUUAAAAAUUUAAGACUUGAUGAUAACGACAUAUCAAUUGUGGCCAGUGACGCUUUAAAAGAAACCACAGUUCUAAAGCACUUGACAUUGUCCGAAAAUCCUUUAAACUGCGAUUGUAGUUUAACAGAAUUUGCCGUUUGGUUAAACAAUUCAAGUUUGCCAAAUGAAGAUAAAUCAAGCGCAAUAUGUACAACUCCUCCGUCUCUAGAAAACGGAUUACUAAUAGAAGUACCUCUAGAUAAUCUUUUGUGUGGUGAAGACGAACAAGAAACCCUAAUGGCUCCUCUAUCUACACCUUACAAAGCCAAAAUUAAUUUAAACAGUUUUAAAUUUGACGGGGAGUCCAUCAAACUACAGUGGAACGUUGAAGAUGAAGCUUCUCCAUACACGUGUGACGCAAUCAUUGUGUAUGAAGAAGAAGGUGACAGAGAAGUUUUAGUGGAAUCUAAUCCCUUGAAGUGUAACUCCUCAGAUCUUUCCGAUCCAAGAGUAUUAAAUGUUACAGUACCAAAUUCGAUUCAACUACAACACGAACACAGAUAUAGAUACUGUGUAGUACUUUUCGAAUCUGGUCAAACCGAUGACGUGUCUUUGAUUCUGGGUUGUUCCGACAUGAUCCCACUGAUACCAAAUGCGAAGCUUCAGCAUCAACCACAAACGAAUGACUUCUCUGCGAAAUUUCCGAAAGUAUUAGCUAUUCAAGCUAAUCUAACUCACUACGGGAGCUUAUCGAUAGACGUCAAAAUCUACCCCCAGCUCACGUGUGAACUUAAUUUAGCAAUUUUAGAGCAAAGCGCGUUGUUAUCACAAAGAAAAAUAAACUGUAGUGAACCUAAAUACGUGUUCGUGGGAUUACAAGAAGGACCGUAUAGAGUGUGUGCUAAUGUUGUUACACCUGGACCAGAUAUAGAUAUAGGUAAACCUAGAUGUGUGACAGUUUUUAGAAGAGAAUUACGUGGCUUUACAACUCUGGAUGUUAUUUUUGUUUCUGUGUUUUUCGUGUUAUGUUUUAUUGUGAUAGCUUUAAUAUGGGGAGUUCGGCGAGUUUUGUUAAAACCUAAAAUACAAACGCAUCAGUGUUUUAUGCCUCCAGAAGGUGAAGAACAGCAGCAUAGUCGAUACGUUAAGCUUCAAGCUACAACUAAAUUAUAAAAUACGUUAUUUGUUGUUUAAAAAUAAUUGUGAUGUUUUCAAUGACAAGAUAGUGCCAUAUAAAAUAUAGAAUUACUAAGUGCAAAUGUGUCAAUUUUGACUUUCUGAUGUUAAAUAAAUCUUUAUAAGAAUGUGUAUAUAGUCGUUUAACAGUUUAUAAUUACUUGUUACGAAUAUGCGAUUGUUUUAACGGACGUAAAGUAAGUUUUGUUACAAGUUUUAAUUUUAAGACUCGCCUUGUACUUGUGCGUGGUGCACACAUAACUAACUUUAAUUUAAUUACUUUAUGGAAACUUAUGUACUUAGUUUACGUACUAGUUAAUUAGAACUCUUCAUAUAUAUUUACUAAAUCUUAACAAACAUUACUUACUUGAAAAACUGCCAAAUCUAUUUUAGAAAAAUUAAUCGCUGGUCAAUGUGGCAACUUGGAAAUAAUGAUUUUUCAUUAAAAAAAUGCAUUAUUCACUUUUUAGUGUAUAAAAUUGUUUGAAAGAGGUAGAGAAGAUGUAGGUAAUUAAUUAUGUUGACUUUGUUAAAAGUUUCACGAUAUUAGAUGGUUCAUGCGAUAUUAAAUAGUAAAUACCCACACAUUUUUCUUUAAUAAUAAUUUUAUAAGCAACAUUGUGAGUUCUAGUUACCUAAUUAGACUUAUAUUACAGUUUAUUAAAUUAAAAAAAUACUGUAUCAUAAAACCGACAUAGUCAAAAUAAAACUGACGGUGCUAUAUGUUAUUUUUUCUUUAAAUAUUGCACAUUUUUUGUGAAAAAGUAUGAUUAUUCUGUACAUAGUUAAAUUUAUUUGUUAAUUAUAGUCGUUCACGAGAUUCACGCAAAGUAACCGUUAUUAGGUAUAGUUGUCCUAAUAGUCAAGCAUGAAUUAUUCUAUGUGCGAUGAAGUAGUGGACCCUACUUUUAAUAAGUUUUUUUUUAAUAAGUUUGUAAAUAACUGUAUUACUAAUGCUUGUUUUGACCUUUGUUAUUCAUGUUUAUUAAAUAUUUAUGCACUGCCUUGUAAA